Molecule: messenger RNA, 6664 nt
Organism: Porites lobata
Lineage: Eukaryota; Metazoa; Cnidaria; Anthozoa; Scleractinia; Poritidae
Source: the annotation of a GenBank genome assembly
UUGCCAAUGUGUGUGGAGUAAUUGCGGGAGCCAAACAGCUUCAGAGAGGUAAGCGAAAAAGGUUAAAUAGUAAUGAAAAGAAUAAUUCGGUUUCAUGUUAAGCAUUUUGUUUUUUACAAAAUUUUCUUCGAAAAAAAAUAGGAAAUUUCAUGGAAGGUUUCGUUGUAAAUUUCCUCUCUAAGUAUAAACAUUACAGUUGAUAAAGUUCACCAAAAUUCGGCUUUCAGUUUUAUCAGAGUCCAGUUUAAUAAAGUAUAUCCGGGACCGAUUUCACUUGCUUUUAAAAUAGGAGGGGUCAGUAUUUUGGCAGGAUCCUCUCAAACUUACCAAUCACAGUUACAAAAUUAUAACCUAAACGAAGAAGCCGAUUAGGGUAUCGUUCAACGUGAAGGUAAAAAUAAAGAACAGUGUAUAAACGGCCGCGGAAACCUUUCAGCCUUUCAGAAAUUAACACAGUAAAAUAUCGAAAGCCUUAGGCCCGGUUCAGAUGCAGCACUUCACAUGAGGCGAAUCGAAUUCGAAUUUAGGACGACUCAAAUUAAUUUAGGCCGGCUGAAUUGAUUCAAACGCCAGUCUAAUUUUUUUUUUUUGAAAAAAGGGAAAAAACACUUAUUUCGGUAAACUAGUUGCAUUUGGUUCGGCUCAUGAAAAGUUCGACGUCUGAAUCAACGCCGGUCCGCAACCGUUAAUCACGGCUAAGCUAGGCUUAAAGAACGGCUUCAAUUAGCCGCUUCGAAUUGAUUCAAAAACCGUACUUUACACUGAAUUCAAUUCUAUUCAUGUGAAGUACGGCUUCUGUACCGGGCCUAAGUUCCACACGCCCAUUUUCUUUGUAAGCACAGUCUAGUCAUCAACUGAAUGCAAUUCAUUUUAAAAUUUACUUUACCAAAAAGUUAUUUCGAUAGAUAGAGGAGGCACUUAGAUCCCUAAGCUAAUAAGUUCUAUAACGAGCAAGUAACACUUUUCAGGAAAUCUGUCGUAAGAGAACCGUUGAAAGUUAGUCUCCCGCUAGCUGCGCGCGCGUUUGAAAUAACGAUCUGUAAUGUUUCUCGCAUAUUUCCGGCUCACUUUUAAAUAUUGCAAAGGACAGAAGUGGCCCCCUGAAUUCGUCUUGAUUAAUAUUAAAAACCUCUUCUUUACACUGAAUUAUUACUUUUCUGAGUAAACAAUCAAUCUUGGGUAAAAACUUUAUUAAAAUUUUACGAGUGAAAUUGGCGUAUAAAAUGUAAAGAACUCAUUCGCUAUUUUAAAUUGCCUUAAAAUCUAUGCGCCACUAUAAAGCAGUACUUACAAGAGGAUAUUGACUUGAAAGUGAAUAUGUUCCAUAUCACGGGUGCAUUCUUCAAACAGGCUGACUGUUGAAUUUUGAGGUUUUCUAUUUACUUACAGGGUAACCACAGGUGAUUUUUCCUCCAGUGACUAGUUACCUGUUUUGCCUCGGCAACGAGAUAAACUGAGUAUCACAUACACUUGCAAAUCUCGAAAAAGCAAUGCAGAAAUUCUUUUCAAAUGCAAAUUAUCCUUUACUGCAGUCUCGUUUCUUGCUGCAGUGUAGUUGUUGUUUCUCGAAGAAAAUGAGCUCAAGCUAGUGUAAGGAUUAUGAAAUACUGCAUUAUUAAAUCUUAAUCAAUUUCGUCCCAACUUUGCCUCGAGUGUUUUAUCUGUUUUAAUGGUUUCUGUACCGUAGGUGCUAAUUUUAGAUGAAAGCUUGAGAAUUGUAGUUAAUCGACUGCUGGUCAUAUAUUGUACCAGUAAUGCAGUUUUACAGCUUUGGGCAAAAUGUUAAGAUCUGUGAAUGUUCAAAAUGGCUUGUUCAUAAAAUUUUCUGGAGACGUAAAUUCAAGAUAUUUCGUUGAACAUCCUUUGCUGGGAAUUAGCAUUCAAUCAGCAUGGUUUUGAUGAAAACUGUUUCAUGGAGCAAACUGAGCGGCAAAGAGGUCGAUUUGCCGGCACGCGCAAGGCAAAUGGCCUGUGUCGAAUGUAUGCAUAAAAGCACAUUCAUGGCUAUUUUUCUUCUCUCAUUGAGCUAAAUCUGUGACAAGCUGUCGCAAAGACCCUGUGACGCAUAAAAGCAACUUUACACAACAAAUACGCGCCCUUAAAAGCCUGCUGUAUUCAUAUGCAAAUUCAGGCCACAAGUCAUAAGCACCUCUGGGCACUUGAAUCAGUUGUUUUGUUUUCUCGCACAAUAACAGAAUUAUCUCUCUCCCAGGAGGAAAGAAAGCGCCCUGCUAUUGGACAGUUCAUCGAAACUGCGGUUAUUACAGGACUAGUGCCUCGUGCCAUUCCAAGUAGUAAUUAAUAUCAGUGUUUUCAGCUGGCUUCACUAACCAGCCGUCUAGAACUAAGUCGUGAGCCGCGCGAGCAAGCAAUGGAUUCUUUUAAAGACUGCUGGAUUGUAAUCUGUUGGUUUAACUUUGUAUAUUGUGGCUACGUUUGGUCUACGAUUGUGGAAGAGGGCUGUAUUUGGACAGGAAGGUAAGAGAUAGCGUAUUUUAACAGUUUGAUGCGAAUAACAACCAGCACUAAUUAAAGGUUUGUUCAUCCGAGCAACUCGUGGCAGUUGCAAAGAUGGAUAUUAUCCUUAGUUUAUUAAACUGUUAGGUGCAUCUAAAAUGGUGGAUCAAAGUAUUUUUUGAUUACUGCUGGCAAUAAUGAUUGAAUUCUUCGCAGAGCAAUAAUGACCAUAAGCAAAAGUUAUCAUUUUCAUUGCAAACUUCCGUUAAAAAGACUUUUGCUCUAAGUGGUUGAAAUGAUACGUCAGUCAUCGCUUUCGUGCAUGCUCUGCACUGUUGACAUAGUGCAUUGCGUAUGGAAAAAAAUGCGUGUUAAUUUAACUCGGGUUAGCAAAAUCUUCCUAACGAAGAAAUCUAGACACUUGAAAAGACAAGAUUUGGACAUGUACUGUCGUUUUCACUCGCCUCUGAUAUCGUCAUUUAAAAUUGUAAACUAAUAUUAUCAAUCUGCCAAAGCUCAGCAACUUCUAAACUAGCGAUAGACCUCUGAAAAAACGUGAAAAAGAAGUGAAUCAAAAGCAGGCAGGUUUUAGUGGCGCUCGGAGUAUCAGUUUUAUCAUUGUGUUCUUUGAUUUUUCUUUGCAUGAAGUCGUUAAAGCACUUUUUAAAGUAAUUUAUUCAUAUUUGUGUUAUUUUUUUUUCAACGCAUUAGCCAGCCUCUUGUGGCACGUGCGUGGCUUUUGUACGCGAGGAUGCCAUUGUUUGAAAGCACGCAAUACAAAGAACUUUGCGAGCGCGGAUUUGGUAUUUUGCCGCAAACAGCUUCGCCAUUGUUUUGGUUGCUUUUCAUGAUUGUUUAACCUUGCUCUAAAGAACUUGGAAGACACAUGCUCGUAAUGAUUAACGGAAACAAAACCACGUUAAGAAUGUGCUUUUCGAAACAGCACUUUCUACAGUUAAUGUGAACAUCGCACGAGCUUCUAUCGCUGCAUAUGUCAAUUGGUUUUUCCCAAGUAAAUAAUUUACAAAAAACAUGGAAAUAGAUAUUUCCUGUGUGUCAGACUGACAGAUAUACUGGUUAAAAAGUAUAGUUGAGUUAUUAAAAUAAAAUGUGGAGAAUGUUCUUAUAAUUUGUCAUGCGUAAAAGAAGAAUGAGCCUUACGAUAAGAUCCUUUGGCCCCUGCCGACAUCAUAAUUGUGAUGCACAUAUAAAGUGCUCUGUUUAGUAAACUUCCUAUAAUGACAAUUUUUUUUUUAUAGAAGCUCUUAAAGAUAACUACCCAUAUUCAAUAUCGCUUUAGUUACGAAAUGGGAACCUGUAAAGCCAUUAGGACAUUUAGGAAUAAUCUACACGCCUUAACAUUUCGGUUAUUUGUUGCUUUCUCUCAGCGGUCUUCCUCAUCAGGACACGCCAUCUGUGAUCAGUACAGAAACCUCCUGUCACCAGGGUGAACUUUAUUGGACGGAUCCUUUCGGUGGGCUUCGAGUCACAUUUCAUCCGCGUAAAGUACAGUCAGAGUUUAAGAUAUGUUUCACUUCACGGCACCAGGGCGUUAAUAUAUACAAAGAGGAGUUGAACUCCCUUACUUUAUUGGCCACAGCUAACGAAAACGUGACAGAACAUGCGGUUUGCAUAAAGGGUAAAGCUGAACAAUGGCCUGUACUUUAUCUGGAAACACAAGAAUACCAGACACUAACCCAAGUAAACUACACAGUAUUUGAACACGGAAGAAAGCGACCAAGACAUAGGAGAAUUAAAGGUUAGAUGACAUAGAAACUAGUCGUUUUCAGUAACAAUACUCAGUUACAUCAUCAGGGAAAAAUGUGUCAGUUAUGCUAUCAUAGUUAUGACACCAUAGAUUACUAUACACGUUUCAAAACUUUGUAGUAUUGUAUAUUGAUUCAGUUCCACUUUUUCUUAUUUCAGAAUGCCGACCUUGUAAAUACUCAAAACUGGUUGAAUCUCUUUGCAGAGGUGAUUUUGGUAAGUGUGUUCGCUAGUUGCAGUAUAUGGUAAAAGUCUCAUUUGGUCAAGUCACUGUCAAGUAACCGUUGGCAAAAAUGAGGGAAAAGAAAAGUGGUCGUAAGCCAACACUCUAUUAACAGCCGAUUUGCUAUUGUUCUUUUGAAGUGUCCGCACAUAUUUUUUUACACACUAAAGAAUUUAUAAUUAUUUUCGGACAAACUAAAAGUGUUUAAUCUGCUUUAUGUAUUGCGAGACGUAUUUAGAUGUAAUAGGGUACUUCUAAGAUCUUCAUCACUAAUCAAAUGUUUAAUACCCCCUGUCUAUUUAAUAGUGGUCCGUGGAUAUAUUCACCCGUUGUUCCCUGUUGGAAAUGGUCAGAAAGAACCAGCAAACAUCAUAGCUACCGAACUCAUCAGACAAGAAAAGAACAUUUUUGUAAAAAGCAAAGAAACCGGCGACAAAUUUCGAGCGUUAGUAGAGGUACCUGCUGGCUGUCACUGGAAACAGAUGGAAAGAAUCGUUUUCCUUCUGACUGGAAAUCUUGAAUCUGGAAAAGGACCAGUUCUACAAUGCCACAUAAAGGAAGAAGUAUGGGUCAAGCUUAAAAAAGAAACCAUCUUAAAUCUCUGCGGGCUUGUCCACGCCAAGGCAAAAUUAAAAGAAGCCAAAACAUUUUAAUGAGGUUAUCAUGAGCGUAUUACGGUCACGAAACAGAUGACGUCAGAAGCCCUUCCUUAAGAGUGUCCUAUUAAAGAUGCAGCUAAAUGUGGUUGCGUAGUGAACUAAUGUAUCCAUGACAACAAGUCCAUUCACUUUUAAUGUAAUAAGUUAGUUUCUAAGAUCGAAACUUUGGUGAUACGUCGGUGGAGGAGGAUGGGAAAACUCAGAAAUUUGGUUUUAUCGACAGGAUAAAUAAGUUAAAUAGGUCACCUUAAUAGUACAUGAGCCAGGGCCAUAAAUACAGAGCCUGUCUGUACCGCUUGGGGAGACAAAGGCUCCUAUCCCUAACUGCGGUGGGAUCAAGCAAGGCGUUUAACUAUCAGUUUAAAGGAUAGAGGGUCGUUUUAACAACCAAACUCUCCGAUACGUCCUUUGCGCUAUUUUUGUUUUCUUAAACGAUUUCUUGAUAAAUUAUAAGAGAUAUAAUAGAUUUACGAGCUGACAACUUUGAGUGUCUUUUUCAGCUGUCAGCCUUAAGGCCCGUUUCAAACGACGUGUUUUUUGUACUCGUUAGCGUUGCAAUAGAUUCGGUUAAUGUGACAUUUGAAACGUGUCUACGCAAUAAGGAAAAUGUUUUCCUAUUUGGACAGAUACGGUCAGCAGUGGGCAUCAUUGGAAACAUUAUUCAAUGAUAUUUAGUUCUUAAAGGACUUUAACUCGGAUUUUUUGCAACUGAUUUUGCUGGUAUCACUGUAUAUUUUAUUAAUAAGCAUAACAGUAGGAACCUUUGGUUAACAAGGGUCGCACUUGACAUUAAUAACCGUAAUGAGUCGUGGCCCAUGGACAACUUGGGCAACAAUUUUUAAACGGCUUCUCUCCUCGCGUCUUCUAACAUAGUCGGACCGGACGCUUAAUGAGCAAUCAUGAGUAUUAUUUACAGCUAUUAAUCACCAUUAGUAACAUUUGACUAAGGAAAGGGAAAAAAUAGCGUUUAAAAUAGUUGAAGUCAGUGUCACCUAGUUAAAUAUGUCUUUACCUUUGCGUUCCAUUCGACACAAUUCCUUAUAACAAGGAAAAACAAAGUUACUAGGAGAUCGCAGAAUACUUUUUACGUCAGAAUCUGUUGUAUCCUUUAAGUCAAAAUCAGUUUAAGUUGCUUCUCAAACAUCCCGCAUUACGCUUCAGUGAGCAAACAUAAAGAAAUGAGGACGAGCAGGCUCAGCUGGACAAUUUCAUACAAAUCACUGUACUUGGUCCACCCGAGCCUCCAGUUGGUGCCUUUGUUUACAGGAAUGCGGGAAAGGUCUAUACCCCACUCCCUCCCCCCUCGCUAACUUUGCUGGAAGAUAUACCUCUGAAUGGAAAACGCAUUGGACGUUGAAAUACUAGUAAAAAACAUUAAGUUUAUGAAUUGUAAAUAUAAUUAAAUUGAGCGGUAAAAAUAUAUAUUAUUUAACUAUACCUAUAGAUAUGGGACAUAACUCAAGUAAAACUUGAACUUCAUGAUAAACAUUUAACAAUUGUAAUAAUUGUUUAAGUACUAUUUGGCUAAGAUUAAAGGGUCAAAGACUAUAAAACUCAU